Schistocerca gregaria is the source of this 2627-nucleotide messenger RNA. RefSeq names its product esterase E4-like. The record is from RefSeq and is a predicted model, not a curated record. Lineage: Eukaryota; Metazoa; Arthropoda; Insecta; Orthoptera; Acrididae. The transcript is spliced from 10 exons. Bases 640 to 2367 code for a protein of 575 amino acids.
ACUCGCAUCGCAUCCCGUUGUUACCGACAACGUAUUUUGACACUUCAUGCAUUUUUAAGCAUUUUAUGAAUAUCUGCAUGUAUAUUUUUAGGUUUCUAUGAUGCAUGUAAUCCGGUGUCUACUAAUCAGAUAAUAGCUACCGGUAUCUACAAUAUGGCGGACGACACACACGACAGGAAGUUGCAGGCACGCAGGGGUUCAGUGCUUGAAGACCAGAAUGUCGUUUCCGUGACACCACUUCAUCACAUCGGGCUUAGUAAAGGCUACGUGAAAAAUGUUAAACCAAGAAGACGCACCAGUGUUUUGUCCGACUGCAGCAGUAUGUUAUCUCUUUCAGAGAUAAUCUAGAAGUUGUCAGUAGUUCCAGAGUGAUGGCUGAUAACGUUGAUAAAUAACUGUGAAAACACUGUAGCUACGUGGCAACACUAGCAGGUAUUUGGAUGUCAUUUGCUUAGAACUCAUAACUUACAAGUGAAGAAUCGAGCAACAGUAGCUGCUGCCCUUCCUCGAACAACCUUAGUUGCCUUCGUGGACGCAACGGCGCUGCUGCCUCCGGCUCGUGCAGGAAAACGCGGUGCGCCGUCAGCUCUGUACGUCACAAGACAGCUGCCGGUCGCCAGUACGCGCCCGUCGCCCACCAUGGCAGCUCGCACGUGCGCCUGCUGUCUGCUGCUGCCGCUGAUGCUGUUGCUGUUGCUGUUGGCGGGUUUCGCCGCAGCGACGCCUGCUUCCGGCGUGCAACAGGACGAUCUGGUGGUCGAGACGCGCUUAGGGAAACUGCGCGGGUCAGUCAUCACGUCGCGGAAAGGACGGCCCAUCUACUCUUUCAGAGGGGUCCGCUUCGCUAAACCUCCUAUCGGCAAUCUCCGUUUCCAGGCUCCACAGGACCUCGAUCCCUGGACGGGAGUUGUAAAUGCAACGGAGGAUGGAAACGCUUGCCUGCAGCCAUAUGCGAGUACUUCCAUAACACCUGCCUCUGAGGACUGCUUGUUCCUGAACGUCUACACAACACAGCUCCCAUGUAGUGACUGCGAGCAUCCAAACAGAUCAGUACUAUUCUUUAUACAUCCGGGAGGAUGGUAUGAGUUCUCCGCAAUAAGCAAAGUGCUCGGACCACAGUACCUUCUGGAUCAGGACAUUGUACUCGUGACAGCAAACUACCGCCUAGGAGCUCUAGGUCUUAUGAGUACGGGCGAUGGCGUGCUGAAAGGCAACUACGCGAUGAAGGACCAGGUUGCUGCCCUCCGCUGGGUAAACGAAAACAUCGAUGCUUUCGGUGGCAACCCAUCUAGCGUGACGAUUGCUGGAUACAGCGUUGGAGGAGCCAGCGUGUUUUUCCACAUGUUGUCCCCAAUGACGAGGGGUUUAUUCCAGAGGGCAAUUUCAAUGAGUGCUUCUAUUGACACAAUGUGGGACAUUGACAGAGAUCCAGUGGUGAAGGCGAGAAAGCACGCGGAACUCGUUGGCUGCCCGACGGGGACCUCUCAGCAGAUAGCCGACUGCAUGCGCGAGAAGACAGCGGAAGAAAUCGCGUACUCCAUCGACGGACUAGCGGAAUGGGGAUACGAUCCCAUACUCAUCUACUACCCUGUCAUUGAACCUGAUCUCAAUGACGGCAGUGAGAGAUAUCUUGAUCAAGAACCGUAUCCACAGCUACUGAGCGGGAACUUCACGAAAGUUCCGUGGAUGACUGGCUACACAAAGGACGAAUUCUCGUGGAAGGCUCUCGCCGUAGUUGAAAAUUCAACGUGGGCCAACGACAUGUAUGAAAACUUCGAGACUGUCGCUCCAAUAUCAUUCAUGUACGAAAGAGGUACGGAGCGCUCCCGCAACAUUAGCCGAGAGUUGAAGGCCUUCUACCUCAACAACCAACCCAUCACUAAUAACUCACUCGAUGGCCUCGGAAAGCUGUAUGCAGAUUCCAUCAUAUGUUUUGGCGAAGACCGCGCAGCUAAAAUAAUAUCAGGAAUGAGUGAUUUUCCAGUUUACUUUUACAGAUUUUCUUAUCAGGGAAGGUACAGCUUCGUUUACUACCCAAAUACUACGACGCCCUACGGUGUUGUUCAUCAUGACGAGCUAAUCUACUUGUUCUACUUGUCAGCGCUGGAUUUUCCAUUUUUUCAAGAAAGUGAUCCAGAAAUCCAAACUCUUGAGCGACUUACGACGAUGUGGGCGAAUUUUGUGAAGACAGGUAAUCCGAUACCAGAGAGUUCGCAGCUCCUAGACAAUGUUCAGUGGCCGCCCAUGAAGCCGGACAACCUGACGUACCUAGACAUAGGUUCAGAGCUGCAGGUCAAACAGGGGCUGUACCAGGACCGCAUGGAAGUCUGGGACAGCCUGUUUCCUUUUUCUACCGGCGGGGAGUAAAAUAGCAACACGAGAGUGGUAUCAGUGAAAUUUGUGUACCUUAAUGCUCAAAAUGCUCAGAAAAAGUGUUAGCGAAGAUAAUUGAUAGAUAUCAGACUAUAGAGAAUAUUUAAUUGAAGAAAUAUAAAAUUUUGUGCCAAAUAUGACUAUGUAAUGGGUGUUUGCACUCGCUUAUUUUAAAAAUUCUGUACGUACGUUCUUUCUAUUUUUGAGUACGUUGUGGACAGUGAAGGUCAAUUAAAAAUACGCUGUAAAGAAUU